This is a messenger RNA of Trichoderma breve, 1230 nucleotides long. RefSeq names its product rubisco LSMT substrate-binding domain-containing protein. Bases 1 to 1230 code for a protein of 409 amino acids. The transcript has 4 exons. The record is from RefSeq and is a predicted model, not a curated record. Gene Ontology annotation, biological process: peptidyl-lysine monomethylation. Gene Ontology annotation, molecular function: protein binding; protein-lysine N-methyltransferase activity. Gene Ontology annotation, cellular component: nucleus. Lineage: Eukaryota; Fungi; Ascomycota; Sordariomycetes; Hypocreales; Hypocreaceae.
AUGGAGAACUGGCUGAAGAAAGUUGGGGCGACAGGCCUGGAUGACCUGGAGCUUGCCGAUUUUCCGGUCACUGGGCGCGGUGCUAGAACACUACGGCGUUUCAAGCGAGGAGAAAGGAUUCUCACCAUUCCUAGCGACUGCCUCUGGACAGUCGAGCAUGCAUAUGCAGAUCCUCUUCUUGGGCCAGUCCUUCGCUCUACACAGCCGCCAUUGUCCGUCGAAGAUACCUUAGCUAUCUAUCUCCUUUUUGUACGAUCGCGCGAGUCUGGAUAUGAUGGCCCACGAAGUCAUGUGGCGGCGUUACCCGCGAGCUACUCUUCAAGCAUCUUCUUUGAGAAUGAUGAGUUGGAGGUUUGCGCAGGGACUUCACUAUAUACCAUCACGAAGCAGCUAGAACAGAGAAUUGAGGACGAUUACAGGGGACUAGUCAUGCGAGUUCUUGGACUGCACCCGGAUCUUUUCCCACUCGACAAAUUUACUAUCGCAGAUUACAAAUGGGCUCUCUGCAGCUUCUGGAGUCGUGCGAUGGAUUUCGUACUGCCGGAUGGGAAAUCGCUCCGAGUUUUGGCGCCCUUCGCAGAUAUGUUAAACCACUCGCCUGAUGUUGUGCAGUGCCACGCCUAUGAUCCCCUGUCUGGGAGCCUCUCUGUCCUUGCGGGGAAGGACUAUGAAGUUGGAGACCAAGUUUCCAUCUUCUACGGAUCUAUUCCAAAUAAUCGUCUUUUACGUCUCUAUGGCUUUGUCAUGCCCGAUAACCCUAACGACAGCUAUGACCUCGUUCUUUCAACACAUCCUAUGGCCCCCUUUUAUGAGCAAAAACAGAAGCUGUGGGCAUUAGCCGGGCUCGAUUCGAUCUCUACCAUCUCCCUUACACUCACUGAUCCUCUACCGAAACAUGUCCUUCAAUAUCUUCGUAUUCAGCGGUUGGAUGAAUCAGACCUUGCUGCCAUAGCGCUUCGGAAACUCGAUACAAGUGCGAAAAUCAGCGAUUCAAAGGAAAUAGAAAUCUUGCGAUUCAUAGUAGAGUCGAUUGGAAGUCUUUUGGAUAGCUUCGAGAUUCGGUUGGAAAAGCUACAAGAACAACUCGCGGAGGGUGUAUAUCCUCUGGGGGGGAACGCAUGGGCGGCGGCGCACGGGGAAAGGGAAAGGAAGCAGUUUAUCAUCACCGCCGGCUCGAUGCGCAAAUUGUGGAAAGGAUUCUGUGCCGUUGAUGUUGUGCGGGAGGUGUAA